UGGGACGCCAUUACUGGCAUCAUUUUUUGUCCGUUGAAAUUGUUGAAAAAGAAUGACCAAAAUCGGAUAUUAUUCUUCAUUUGUAAUAGUGUGGAAACUGAAUUUUUUAUCGUGUGGUGUACUAAGACAAUCCGCUUAGAUUCUAUUUGAAGAUUAUGCUAUGUUUAUCGCGUAAAACGGCUAAGAAAACUUGACACGAACAUGGCGGGACGUCUGGUGGUGCUGGACCGCGCGGGGCGCGCCAAGAGCAAGAGCUUCGUGCUGGGCUCGGGCAUGUGCACGCUGGGCCGCAGCGCCGCCUGCGACAUACGCGUGCUGCUGCCCGAGGUCAGCCCGCAUCAUGCCACCGUAACAGUGCACGCUAAUCAGACUGUGGUGCGGAACGUUGGAUCGGGAACUACAGAAGUAAAUGGCACACCUGUGAGUGUGUGCGCUCUACAACAUGGAGAUGAACUGGACAUAUGUGGCCGCAAACUACGCUGGGAGUAUGACACGCCUCAAGCACUGAAACGGAACAAGACACAGCCAGCCUUGGCGCUGCCGACGGCACCUUCGCGCGGGAAUCGCCGCGGCACGAUGGCGGCGCCUCCGCGAGCGCCCGACCGCGACGUACAGUUGGCUCUUGAACUGCGACAUCGCGCCUCUAUGCCUGCAAGUUCGGGUGCAGGUGGAAAACAAGUGGCAAUUGUUCAACCUCAGAGAAGAAAUACUGAUAACCAGAGUGAGUCGACAAGCCCUCGGCUGGUGGUGUCCCCGCACCGGCCGUACCGCGCGCACGCGCAGGAGCCCGGCCCGCCCGCGCCGGCGCCGGCGCCGCGCAAGGCCGCCAGCGCUCGCUUACACACGCCUACUAAGGCAACCCUGUGGAUCGAGUCCCGCCGCGGCCGCGCACGCGCAAGCUCCCUGCGCAGCGCGACGCCGCUGCGGCUCGCCGUGCUGCGGAAAGCGUUAACCCCAGCUCCGAGAACGACUAAAGUUCGCGUUACGAAGAUACAGGCGCCACUGCGUAUUGAUCACACAAAACAAGCAGCGAUAAUGCUAAUGACGGGCCACACGCCGAAGUCCAAACUCCCCAGCCCCAAGACCCCAACCUUUGUGGCCAAGAAGCGGAGUCCCGCCACCAGGACACCUAAAGGCCGGAGCACCCUGAAUGCUAGCAGCAAGUCUACGAGGUCCACUCCGCAGGCGUUAGUGUCGGACACGCCGGAGAAGUCCACCAGGAAGAGUAAUAAGAGGAACUUGGGGAAACAGUCGGUAUCGGUCCUAGAAAUCACGGACUCGGAAACAUCAUUCCGCCGUUCACCCGCCCUGCCUCACCCACCAAAAUCCGCUCUCAAGUCUGGUCGCUCCCGCAAGACAGAAUCUAUCAAAUUCGACCUGAGCAAUCUUGAGAAUCACUCUGAAGACGACGAUAUACUCAUGGUAUCGAGUACUACAAGAGAUGCUACUGAGGAUGUAACUUUACGGUACUCCAGUUCGCCUCCGUCGCCAUCUCCGCGCCGCUCCAUACAUUCCCGGAGCGAGCGAAUGCUAGAAAGCCUUGGUUCCCCACUCAGGUCGCCGGCGAGAACGAGAACGUCCGCUCCCGCCUCGCCCGCGUCUCCCCGCUCUUUAAAAUCAGCCCGAGGCUCUAUAAUCGUCCAAAAAGCUCUGGAAAGCUCGGACACGUUUGUCACAGAGUACAGCAACAAAACGGGAUCGCCGCGCCGUCGCGAUCUAGAAGCCUACUCCGUCGUCGAUCUAGUAUCUCUAGACUCGGACACGUCGCGUUCCGUGUACGGUUCAGCAGGAUCCCCUUCGCGUUCAGGAUUCGGGGCGAGUACCCCGUUGGUUACACGUACAGCGCCUAUGGAUGGAACGAUGACGACUCCAGAGAAUGCGCCGCGAGCGCCUUCACAAAGCACCAGGAAAUCCCGCGGCGCUCGCAGCCGCUCAAGACUUGACGAUAGCACGAGGACGAUAGAUUCCAUAGAGGAUGACUCCCCUAAAUCUUCAAGGAAACUAGUUAAAUCGGCCUCGAAGCGCUCCCGUAGCCUUAACGACAGCUACCCUGAAUCUCCUCAGACCUACAUCUCACUUGAUUCAUCAUACAAAUCUCUAGGCAAUCUGUCGACUACAGCGAAACGUGGAUCUCGCAGUCAACUCAACACUAGCAAUCAUCUUCUCGAGUCUCCGAACAACAUUUCCAUUGAAUCUAUGAAAAAGUCACUGAGCAGAGUGCUCUCCGCUUCAAAACGGAGUCCUCGCACUCGGGACAACACGUUAGAGGAAUCUCCAAAAGGAAUUUCGCCAAGAAAAUCUCUAGCGCAAUCACCUACGAAGCGUAGUUCUCGAGGCAAUGCCACUGUCACACUAGGAUCACCAAAAGACAAUAUUUCUAUUGGAUCUUUGAAAGAAUCGCUGGGUAAGAAGCUUUCCUCUUCACACUCUCGCAGUCGUUUGGACGAUAGUUCUGUACUUGAAUCUCCGGAAGUUACGGCUCACUCGACAAGGAAAUCUCUUGGAAAUACACUUUCUGCCUCUAAACGCGGCUCGCGUAGCCAAAUUGACAAUAUCACAUUUGAGUCUUCAGUUGUUUCUGCUAAAUCCUCAAGAAAAACUUCAGGAAAGUCACCUGUGGCAUCUCCAGAAAAUGUCUCAGUUAACUCUACAAGAAAAUCUGCAGGGAAAUCACCUUUUCCUACGAAACGCAGCUCUCGAAGUCCACAUGACUCUAUUACUCCUUUGAAAUCUCCAAAAGCUAAUGUUUCAAAUGCAUCAAGAAAGUCUGCAGGAAAAACUCCCUCUCCUUCAAAAGGAGCUUCUCGUAGCCAACUCAACAACACUGCAUCGCCAAAGUCUCGAACAUUGUCUGCUUCAAAACGCAGCUCACGAAGCCAAGUUGAUAGUGUCCUCAGUUCACCAACUGAUUUGACUGAUUCAACUAGGAAAUCUACUGAACAGUCUUCUGUGUCAAAACGUGGUUCUCGCAGUAAUAUUAUUGACAGUGUGUUAUCUCGACAACUUGAUAACUUGUCGGAUUCAACAAGGAGAUCAUUAGGAAAGACACUGUCUGUUUCAAAACGUGGAUCUCGAAGUCAACUCGUCGAAACUAUCCUCAGCUCUCCAGAAACUGAAGCUUUGGCCGAUUCGACACGAAAAUCUCUAGGCAAAACACCAAAACGUGGGUCUCGCAGUUACGUCGAAAGUAUUCUCAGUCCUCCUGACGGUACGAAUAAUUCUACUAGAAGGUCUACAGGAAAGUCCCAUUCUGCUUCAAAACGAGGAUCUCGUAGCAAAAUCAUCGAUAGUGUGUUAUCUCCACAACUUGACGUCUUAGCUGACUCUACAAGAAAAUCUAUAGGCAAAAGAUUGUCGGCGUCAAAACGUGGUUCACGAAGCCAAGUUAUUGUCAGCGUAUCUCCAAAGCUUGAUGCUCUUUCUGAUUCAAAACGCGCUUCACUCCAAGCUGAUAGUCCAUUUAAUUCUCCUAACGUUUUGGCAGAUUCUACAAGGAAAUCUUUGGGUAAAACUCCGAAACGUGGUUCUCGAAGCCAACUGGAUAGUAGUGUCACAUUAGAAUCUCCAAAAGCGAAUAACUCUACAAGAAAGUCUGCAGGAAAGACGCUCUCUACUUCAACUCGUAACUCUCGCAGUAAACUUAUCGAUAGCGUCCUAUCUCCUCAACUUGACGUUUUAUCAGAUCCUACUAGAAAAUCUCUAGGAAAGAGUCUUUCUACUACAAAACGAGGCUCUAGAAACCAACUUGUUGAGAUUCCCAGUCCCAGAGAUUUUUCCACUAGGAAAUCUGCAGGGAAAUCACCCUCCCCUUCAAAACGCAGCCAACUAAAUGAUAGUGUUCCGACUGAAUCUCCUAAAAACACAUCAAGAAAGUCUGGAGCUGAAACACUUUCGACAUCAAGUCGUAGGACAAGAAGUCUUCCUAUCGAGUCGCCUAAAAAUGCCAAGAAAUUGCGUGUCAGUGCUAUUUCUACCUCGAAGCGUAGCAUUCGUGAAGUUGACCAGAGUCCCGUUGUGUCCCCUAGAGGAAACGUUUCGCCUCAAUCGAGGAAAUCAGCGAAAUCCCCAUCUAAUACACCGCUGGCGUCUCCCAAAGUCGCUUCGCCGAGUAAAUCUCCAAAAUCACCCGCAAAAUCGCCUGCAACGUCGCCUGCGAUAUCGCCUAAAGUUUCUAAAGCGAGAACUUCGAGAAAAACUCUUACUGUAUCUAUCACACGCGCUCCUAAUGAGACUGUGACAGAUGGAGAAGUGACUCCAGAAGAACGGGGAAGCCCCCAGGAUGCCGGCACACCCAUACUUAGCAUUCGAAGCCUUUUGGACGCUACUGUAUCUGAGUCUCCUGGCGAACCUCCCCGCAAACGAGGAAGAAUUUCUGCGGUUGAAAAGAGGAAAACAUUCGCCGCUCAGAACGCGCCUAGAAAUGCUCGUGGCUCUAUUCGAUCCAAAUCUUUGAUCUUAGUUCGGGGUACAGGUGAUGUAACGCCUACAGGAGUUGCCGAACCGACCCCAGAGGCGGUUAAAAGCAAACAUUCAUCGGCAAAGAAGAGCCGAUCCCGCCGUUCCAUUAUUGAUAACCUGGAUGACUCCGGUUUAGUAAAACAUUUGUUCAAUAGUCCGGUGAAACGGAAACUAUCGCAGAGCAUGAGCGAAUUCUCACGUCGCCUCCAAGAACACGACGAAACCAGCCCUGAUGUUAGCGGCGUCAAGCGAUUAUUAACCAAGAAAUCACCCAGGAACGAACUCAAAGACUUUAACGGCGUGAGGCGUCUAAUGCGUACGCCUCGCGCGCGACGUUCUAUAAAGAACGACCUAACCGACGUGGCCGGGGUGAAGGUUAUGUUCGCGGCCGCACCUCGUGAUAGCUUCGGAGACGUCCGCGGCAUCAAGCGGGCCUUCCAAGCUUCACCCAAAGACGAUUUACGUCAAGUUUCCGGCGUUAAGAGCUUGUUCAACAAGAAGAAACCGCGCGAUGAUUUGUCGGACGUACGUGGAGUGCGGCAGCUGUUCCAACGCGGCCCCAGGAACGAGCUCAACGCGUCAGGAGUAAAGGAUGCUUUACAAGUGAAGAGUCCAAAGAAUGAUCUACGAGACGUGCGCGGGGUGAAGAAGCUUUUCAGACAAUCGAAGUCGCAGACGUCUCCGAACGUGAGCGGGGUGGCUAUGUUGCUAGAUGAGCCGGCGCCGGCGGAGGUCAUGUUCGAUCAACUGGUAGGCAAGCCGCCCGUGCGAGCGACGUAUUCCAAGACUUUUAUAGCCCGUUCGGCUCAAAAACCGGCCAAACGCCGCCGCACUACGUCGCUAAACGUAGACGUAAUCGUGAACGACGUCGAAGGAUGGCUAGAGAAGGAGUUACAAAAACGUGUGGGCAAACCUGUCAACCGUGAACUACAAAAACUAGCAACAGCGACGGUCGCGGGCGGGACGCCCAUACUUUCCUCUCGCUCUCGCAACAGCGUCGCCCCGAGGCGCUCUGCGGCGGAAAACUACGCGGAGCACACAUUGCCCAUUAAGAAACGCUCGCUAGAGAAAGCUCCAGAAUCGCGUUCGGCUAAGAAGAAGUCGCUACCGUUAAAGAAGCGCGCGUUGGUUCAUUCUACGCCGGUAAAGGGACGAGCUUCGCGCGCUGCGGAUGUCACGCUGGCGCGUAUGUCGCCCAUCGCAGUGGAACCUGCCUUAACCAGUAUUCAAGAACCUGCUGCGCCUGUAACUGUCGAAGAAUCUAAGGAAAUUCCAGCGCCUAAACCUGUAGCUAAGCCAGCGACACCAAAGAAGUCACCGACGCCUAAAAAGGCAACAAGAGGGAAAAAGAUCUUGACACCGACCCAGGUUACACCCAAGAAAGCAACAAGAGCGAAAAAAGCCUUGACACCGACCAAGGUUACACCCAAGAAAGCAACAAGAGCGAAAAAGGCCUUGACACCGACCAAGGUUACACCCAAGAAAGCAACAAGAGCGAAAAAGGUCUUGACACCGACCAAGGUUACACCCAAGAAAGCAACAAGAGCGAAAAAGGUCUUGACACCUAAAAAGGUAACGCCUAAAAAAGCAACAAGAGGUAAAAAGGUUGCUACACCUACAGCUUCACCUGAAAAGGCGCCAACACCUAAAAAAGCGACCAGAGCUAAGAAGGUUCUCACACCUGCAAAAACUUCUCCUAAAAAGUCACCGACACCUAAAAAAGCGACAAGAGCUAAAAGAGUUCUCACCCCGAAGGCCGCAUCUCCUAAAAAACCACCCACACCUAAGGCAACAAGAUCGAAAAAGGUAAACGCCGCUACUCCUAAGAAAACUGCUGCUAAGACCCCUACUGUAGUUGUUAAAAAACCACGUGUAGUCGUCGCUGCAAGCCCGAAACCGUCUAGAGGCGCUAAAAAGGCCGUAACAAAGAGUCCGCAUCCCAAAUCUCCUGCGACUAAACAGUCGAAAUCAAAGAAAGCAGCGCCGAGUCCCGCUCCAGUCGUGGAGAAACGUAGUCGCAAGCAAGCGGCCGCGGCAUCACCGGCCAAAAAGAAGGCUGUACGAGUUAGUCUAGUCCUGCCGAAACCAUCACCAGUCUUGAAACCUCAGCCCGCCGCUAGACCUAAGAGAUCUAAGAUCGAACCUAAACAAUCAUCGAAGAAAGCGCCAACGAGAGCCAAGAACCCUGCAGCUGGCGAUGCCCCCGCCGCUCGAGGACGCAAGGCCGCCGUAUCGCCUCAAAAAGGUAAAGGUAAAGCGUCGCCGAAAAAAGCUACUCCACAGAAAGCAAAAGCCACACCAGAGCCAAAGAAGGAUCGCAGAGCACCUGCAACAACGAAAUAUGAGACAUCUGGAAAGACUACUAAAGCCCCGACGCCUAAAGGAAAGACUGAAGUUCCCGCUACGCCAGAGCCAAGGAGAAAGGGACGCAAAGCCCCGGCUACUCCGGAAGCUAAGAAAAAGUCUGUCAAAGCAACCCCAGAGCCUACGAAAGGUCGUAAAGCAGCUGCGAGCCCGAAAGCGACCCCUGAGCCUAGGAAGAAGGGCGCUAAAGCUAUAGCGAGUCCGGAACCCAAGAAAGGACGUAAAACCGCCGCGAAACAGCAAGUAGAAGAGCCUGUGCCUAAACGAGGACGCAAAACUGUUGUUGAAGAUGUAAAGAGUCCGCCCGCGCCGCGCAGAGCCGCCAGGAAGGCUGAUCCAGCCCCGAAGGAAACUGCCAAAUCUAAAGGAAAGAAGGUAACAAUAGUGGAGCCCAAGGAGAGUCCGCCGCGAGGCCGCAAGAGGAAAAACGAUUCGUCAGUAGACAAGAAAAAAGAGCCCUCGCCUAAAAAGCCUCGCGCCUCCCGUGCCGCCACUGCUCCUGCAGCCGCCGCCGCCGCCGCCGCGACUCGCCGCCGCCGGUAGCGCGCACACGACACGACCAACACCACGACAGUACAAAUUAUACUUAGGACCCCAGAGAUGGCAGAUAUUUUAAGAAGAUCUUUUGGAAUGGUUCCGAUUAGGCGAAUUAUGUUUUAUCUUAUUUAUUUUAUAAGGAGGACAUUCUUAAAUGAACUUCAUUCAGUUAACUAUGUCUUCGAUGGAUUCUUUUUAGUUUAUAGUCGCGCAAAAAUAGCCUCCUCUGGAUUCACUUAGCAACAUCAAAAAUAUCUAGUCUACUAUCACUUACAAAUAUAUUGACUGGCAUUCUAUUACAAUUAUUAGAUUAUAAUAAGCUGUGUCAAAAUAUUUUUGAGUUUAAAUAUGGGCCCUAUCACACUAGCGAUUUGCGAGCGAGUUGAAAGCGAGGCAAGCGCACCGAUCUCGCUGCGUACUAAGAUACUGGGAUUCUUUGAAAAUACGUUGAACGCGGCGAGAUGUUGCGCGCUCGCCUAUCGCCAGUGUGAUAGGGCCCUAUUAGUUGAAUUGAUAUUUUUGCUUUGCAAUGGUAAGCAAGGAUGGAAUAGAACGCACAAUGUCGUGAGGUGUAACGAAAUUGGCUACUUAACUUUUACACGAUUCGCAUGAAAAAAUAUGGUAUUUUUGGAAUGUAUUAGGCCAAUUUUACUUUACCUGCUCAAAAGCCGGAUGCUAUAACGGUGCAUUUAUGUGUUUGUUAAUUUUAAUAAUGAGUACAAUUUAAUUGUAAGUGGCGCACGCUCUCGAUUUUACGCUUCCUACGUAGGAUAGUGCCGCAGAACUUCUGCUAUCUCUUGCAAUGAAAUAGGCCAUUUUGAUAAGGUUUUUUCAAGUUUUGAAAUGUUUUGCAGUUCGAGUACUUUGUGUCCUCUGACCGCUUAUUAUUGAACACAGAAAAGUACUUAUUGAUACCCAUCAGGAUAAACAGGAUCAUCUUUUAACAUUUUUUUACAAAUCGUUCCUUGCAUGCUUAUUAAAAAUGAUGCAUUUCUUCGAGUAAGAUGCUUCAAAUUUAACCUUGAUUUGAUUAGUGUGGAAAUAGAAACUGACCGAUUUCUUUGCCAAGAGGUAUUUUAGAUAUAAAUAUUAUAGACUUUAACGACGCGACGGCCGCUUCGACUUGACCCUGUGAUUAGAAUACUACUCUACUUAAGUUGGAGCUGAACUGUAUAAUACCUAAAACCUAGUUUUAGUAGACAAAUAUAACAUACAUUAAGCUCAAGUAAGCGACAGUACAGUACUGGUUGCCUAUGUAUGUAUACAUGUAUACGGUAUGUAGGUUCACUGAAGGGAACAAACUGACGUCUAACCAAAUCACUUUUAUUUUAUUAGGUAUAUAUUAUAUUACUAUUUUAAUUAUUAGAUAGACAUAUACUGAUAUUGUGAAUGAAUAAAUGUAGAGAGUUUG
Molecule: messenger RNA, 8770 nt
Organism: Cydia splendana
Lineage: Eukaryota; Metazoa; Arthropoda; Insecta; Lepidoptera; Tortricidae
Product: serine/arginine repetitive matrix protein 2-like
Exons: 13
Coding region: 202-7365 (2387 amino acids)
Biological process (GO): regulation of mitotic nuclear division; regulation of chromosome segregation
Cellular component (GO): nucleus; chromosome
Molecular function (GO): protein binding
Source: RefSeq, a predicted model, not a curated record